UUAUAUUACUUUGUAAUGUAACAGUUUACCAGCAUGUUGUUUAAAAUUUUUAAAGUGGAUGAUACUUCCAAAACCACCGCUUGUAAGGUGGCUAUAUUUAAUCUAAUUUUGACAUUUCUGCUAAACAUAACACUAAUUGGGGUUAUUUCUGUUCUUUUUGAAUUUGAUGACAAAGUCACAGCUGGACAUAUUAGUCGCUUGAUUUGGGUGGAAGUUAUUUUAAACUUCCUUUUUUAUCCAUUUGCAAUAGUCUUACUACUUGGUGUGAAAAAAGAUAAUUACAAAUGGAUUAGGAUUUGGAUUAAAGCAAAAGUAGUACAAGCAUCUUACAUACUUCUCCUUAAUCUGGUCAUGCAGGUUUAUGUAUCAGCCUCUAUAAGUAUUGGUGAUGGUUUGAUCGUUUUGGCUUAUACCCUGAUAGUUGAGGUGUUCUACAUGGAUCAUAUUAUUUUUAUGAAUAAUUACCACCGUCACAAAGAAUCUGAAGAAGAUGAUUCACAACUGAAAGAAACGAUACCUGAAAGUGUCGUUAUAAGAUUUUGAAGGAUGCACAUUUUUCAGAAUCACACUUGAAGAGUGACAGAAGUGUCAAAUACCGUGUGCCUAUAUUAGGUAUCUAAGUGUGGAACUAGCCGCAAACGCAAAUUUAGUACUUUUAUUGUACAUUCUUCCAUCUCUCUACAAUACAAAAGAAAAAAAUCAGUACACUCUGAUGAUGCCAUAAACAAUAUAUUAUUGAAGUGUUUAUACUCAAAAUCAUCACUUCAACAAUUUCAUGAGAGCACAUAUUUAUUUAGAACUGAAGUAUAUUUAAAUUUUUUUCUGUUAUUGUUCAGAUGCAAAUAUCCAUGGAACAGUAUUUUAAACUCAAUUUAAUUGUUUAGUUUAGAUGAUAUUAAAAACUAUAAUCUCAUGUUUUUAUAAUAAAUAAAUUCUUUGGAGAGUUUUUCAGAA
Molecule: messenger RNA, 954 nt
Organism: Zophobas morio
Lineage: Eukaryota; Metazoa; Arthropoda; Insecta; Coleoptera; Tenebrionidae
Exons: 5
Coding region: 34-543 (169 amino acids)
Source: RefSeq, a predicted model, not a curated record